This is a messenger RNA of Acytostelium subglobosum LB1, 1635 nucleotides long. RefSeq lists its product as hypothetical. The coding region runs from base 1 to 1635 and encodes 544 amino acids. The transcript has 2 exons. Lineage: Eukaryota; Evosea; Eumycetozoa; Acytosteliales; Acytosteliaceae. Gene Ontology annotation, molecular function: DNA binding; ubiquitin protein ligase activity. Gene Ontology annotation, biological process: protein ubiquitination; regulation of DNA-templated transcription. The record is from RefSeq and is a predicted model, not a curated record.
AUGUCCACUAGUAGUACUGUUGAUGAUAAUGAUGAUGGAGGCGAUACAUCCAUUGUCGCGACAGAUACAUCACCAACAACAACGAGUAAAUUAAAUAAUGAUGACACUACUGAGAAUGACAAUACGCUACCAUUCGCCAACUCUGAUAUCCCAGAGCCAACAGCACCAUCUCCGGCACCUGUAAAGCGUGGCCGUGGACGACCUCGCAAAGUACCAAGGACAGAUAACAAUGAUGUAAAUGGCAAUGCAGUGGCAAGAGCAGCAACAACAGCACCAGCAGUAGUGGUGAAGAAGUCUAUAACAAGGUCGUCUACAACUACAACGACACCUCAACAGGAAUCACCUCAAUUGGGACCAUUGGGCAAGUCAAUGUGUCCAUUAUGUAGGAUGGUUGUUGAUAAAGACAAGUUUGAAGAGCACUAUAAUCAAGAGUUGAAGAGGAUGGAGACUGCCGAUGCAUCAUCUCAAUUGAAUGAUACACCUUUGGCUUCAUCGAUUGACUCAUCUACGACGACCACGACACGUCGUACUAGACGUACUUCAACCAUCAAUGCAUUGAUCAAAAGUCAGCUUCAGAUGUCUGGUGACGCGUCAAGUUAUGAUAAUAUACAACAAUCAUUGGGCAACAUUAGAGCGAAGCGUGAUAAGAGAUCAGGAUCACAACAGCAUCAGGCCGCAGUCAGACAUGACUCCAUUCAUUCAUUCGUUCACAACAAUAACAACCAAAGCACAUCAGAUGACGACGAUGACGACAACCACAAAGACUCACAAUCAGGAAACUCACAACGAUGCUUUGUUUGUAGCACUGUUGUACAAGGCGACUUGACAACAUUCAACCUACACCUAGACAAAUGUUUGGAAUCGCCUCAAGCCUCUUCGACAUCAUUGGCCACAGCCACGCCGCCAAAGAGAGGACGUGGUCGUCCACGCAAGAAUGAUCCUCUGUCCCAAUCAAUCAACAACAACACCAACAACAUCAACAACACAAGUAACAGCAAUAAUACAAAUAAGAGGAAGAUUGACGAGUUGGAAGAUGAGGACGACUUCUCAGAUCUGCCGCCUGGCACCGAGGUCUAUGAGUUUGCCGGUCAGACAAGGAUUAGAACAUGUACACUAUUGGAGAAUGGUUAUGAGGGCAUCUACACGCCACCCAGAGUGUCACAACAAGACGAAGAUGGUGAUCUCGACAUCGAAGAAGAUGACACCGUUCAUUAUGGCAAUGUACAAUACACCGAGGAUGACCUGCCGCGUAACAAACAAGCAUCAUCAACAUCAACAACAAUCAUGACCGAUCAAUCUCAACCUCAGCCUCAACCUUCAGCUACGAAUCCAACAUCAACAUCAACAUCAUCUACCUCAACAACAACAUCCACAUCAACAACCAACAAUAAUGUAAAUAGCAAUAGUAUAGUGAUCGAUGCACUUAAGGAAAGAAUAAGGGAACAGGAGAAGAUGCUUAGGGAUACACCUUGUUGUCUGGUAUGCAUGGGUGUCUAUCAGACACCAUUAGUCAGUGUCAAGUGCUGGCAUGUCCACUGCGAACAAUGUUGGCUCAGUGCAUUACAAGCCAAGAAGUGGUGUCCACAGUGCAACAUCAUCACAACGCCGAGCGACCUAAGGAAGAUAUAUCUGUGA